This is a messenger RNA of Cryptomeria japonica (Japanese cedar), 2106 nucleotides long. Its product is annotated as type 2 DNA topoisomerase 6 subunit B-like. The coding region runs from base 1 to 1650 and encodes 549 amino acids. The record is from RefSeq and is a predicted model, not a curated record. Lineage: Eukaryota; Viridiplantae; Streptophyta; Pinopsida; Cupressales; Cupressaceae. Gene Ontology annotation, molecular function: protein-macromolecule adaptor activity. Gene Ontology annotation, biological process: reciprocal meiotic recombination; meiotic DNA double-strand break formation. Gene Ontology annotation, cellular component: condensed chromosome. The transcript is spliced from 9 exons.
AUGGACCCCAGUAGAGGAAAAAGUUGGAAAAAACAGUUGCAGCAGCAGCUACCUGCUACAGUGCCGUCACCCUCUGCCAACAAGAAAGCUAUUCGGAUUUUGCCUUUAGGUAUCAAAGUAAGGGGCAACAUGGGAGACAACAGAAAGAGUAAGGCUCAUAAAAUUAGUUCGAAAGUGCAGAUACAGAUGGCGGCAAAAGACGAGGUAACAUUUGAGACAGUCACUUUCAAGGGCUUGAAUGGGGCUGAUUGGUCUCAAGGAAAGAAAAUUGACAAGAAUCAGAAACCUAGUGCCAACUUCAAAGAGAUGCUCUUGAAGUUAAUGUGUCGCAGCGAUCUCACGCAAAGGGAACACGAUAACUUGAAGCAUGCAAGCAAGGGCAGAGGGAUGAAGAAGACUUCUCUACGCGAAGGGGAGUGGAAAUGCUUGUUGGAUGUAUUGAAGAGUCGUCUCAUAGGGGCAAGUAGGGCAUCCGACAUCGCCAUUGCCCAGCCAUUAGAAAGUCUGAUUCAGAGAACAGGUUCCAUCACUGUAUGUAUACAUACUGUUUUAGAACUCAUAAAAAUAUCUUAUUGUUAUGGCUGGAACUGUCAGCAGCAAGAGUCACCUUGCUCUAUUGCACUUGAUUUGUGCCUUGAACCUUUUGAUAAUUCAGAAACUUGUUGUGAGAAUAUAUUUAUGUGGAAUGAAGGUAUCCUUCUACCUAAGUCAAUGUCAAAAAUUGACCGCCUAGCCAAAGGUACUGUUGACUAUAGAAUCAACAACAUGCAAAAGUUGGAUAAUCAAGUACAAGGACCUCUUGCUUUCAGGGAAUGUUUCAAGGUUGGGAGAGGAUCAGUUUACAGUCUAGAAGCCAAUACAAAGAUGGAAAUUGUUUUUGAAGUGGUGCUUGUUUUGGAAAUUGCUAAAGAUACAAACAAAUCUUGCUCAACGGAAUCAACCAUAAAGGCAAAGGCCUUAUAUUUUGAAGAAUACUUUCCAAAUUCUGUUACAGUUUCAAUGGUACAAGCUUUAAAGAGUGUUGAUUGGAAAAAUUAUGGGCUACAUAUGAAAGGUAUUGAAGUAGACAAUUUUGGUGAUGCUUCCAUUGAAUGGGAAGGACUGCAGACAAUUGUAAAUUUGGAUAUUGUUCUUCACAGAUAUAAAAGAGAAUAUCCACCUGAAAACAUGAUUGAUUCGGUACAAGUUUUUAGGCAUUUGUUUUUUUACAAAUGCUUAAAAAGGAGAAAGAAGGCAUUUUCUGAAUUGGUAAUUGUCAAGAAUGCUUUGGGAAAGGCAUUGAAUGAAUUGAAAGAAAACAAUCCAGAACUUUUCCUCAGCCAGCGUGCAUGCAAGAUGAAAACUUAUGCCCCAGAUUUGUCUAGAUCUAUUUCUGGUUUGAUCAUGUCAUCAAAUGACAUGAAUUUCAAAGAAGAAUGUGCCCAUAUUGUUGGAGUAUCUCUAGAAGAUUUGUGUCAAGAAAAAUUGUUGUCUUGCAUCAACAAAAAGAUUCUCGAUGUUAUCAAUAUUACUGACAGAAAUCCAACCAAAAGAACUGCAAAUACAGAUGUCCAACCUACAUGUGAGGAACCAUCCAAAGAAGAGUGUGAAGAUGAAGUUGACAAUGAAAAUAACCUGGAUGAAUAUACAAGCAUAUGGGACUUCUUGUAGAUGAUGCUACAUUAAAUCAUCUGAAACGUUAACCUCUUUCAUGCCAUACAGGAAGUUAUUUUGAAAAUCAGAACAAGAAGAGAGACUUGUGCUGGGGAGUAUGCUAUAAGGGAUACACAUUAUAUCAAGCAUAUAAUUCUUUCUUACAGAAACAAUUUUUUUUGUUGUUGUUAGAUAUGACAUCUUAAUUUCCACUAAGGGAUUUUGAUGUUUUUUAAUCUGCCUUUUUUUAAUGUUUCUUAGUUUUUGAAAUAUUGACCAUGCCACGAUCAAAAAAAUCUCAUUUACAUAUUUGUACAAUUUGUUGCCACCAUAAAAUAUGGUGCCUGUGAAAACCUUUCUUGGUAUAUUUUAGCCUUUGGAACAAGAUCCAAGAUUAAUUCAACUUGAAGCAUGAUUUUUUCAAAAGUUUCUUUCUAAUAAGAGAAGUAAUAUUUGGCAUGUUUUUAUUUUUUA